Eleginops maclovinus (Patagonian blennie) is the source of this 5272-nucleotide messenger RNA. It is a transcript of the gene alpk2, whose product is annotated as alpha-kinase 2. The coding region runs from base 1 to 4041 and encodes 1346 amino acids. Gene Ontology annotation, molecular function: ATP binding; protein serine/threonine kinase activity. Lineage: Eukaryota; Metazoa; Chordata; Actinopteri; Perciformes; Eleginopidae. The record is from RefSeq and is a predicted model, not a curated record. The transcript is spliced from 10 exons. Gene Ontology annotation, biological process: protein phosphorylation.
AUGUCAUCUUCUUCUGAAAGUUCAACGAAGCCAUCCGACACUGAGCCUCUCUCCAGCUCUGAACACAGUCGAGCCAAUUGUCUAUUAAAGUCCUUAUCACAUGAGUCAGAUAGUUUAGAGAGCAAUACAGCUAUACCACCUGUGUCAGACCUUUAUAUCUUUGAAAGUGACACACAGGACUUCCUCCUGGGCCCUAAUGUAGAUCCCCAGGAGAUCAAAUGUCCUGAAUACAAAGAACAUAGGACAUUUUCAGAAACAGAGGGAGAAAAGGCAGAGCCUGACUGCGGAACAUGCGACCUCUUGUGUGAUUCAGAAAACGUGGUGACACAAUGUCAUUGCGGCUCGAGUGAGGAACGAGCUAUGGUGGGCUAUGAGUCAGAUGUAAGCCAACAUUCAAAGCUAACACCACCUGCUUUGGAUGCCUGUGAGGCAGGCUUGGUGUCGGUAAAUGAUGGUAGGCGAGGGAAAGCAGAGGUCGCUGAUUUGACCCACCAAACAAGGCGAAGUGACAGCCCUAUCGAGCUGUGGCUGGAUGCAUGCCAGUAUCUGACAGGUGAGGAUACACAAGAUUUGGAUGUUUGGGACCAGACAGGACAUUAUAUGAUUCAAGGAGAGCUCACCAGUAACAUUUAUUUUCCCCCAGGAGAGACAAAAGUGUCAGGUUACAUCCCUGGUGGGAGCGAGGGGAUUGGCUGGUCCAGCGAUGACACUAGGGGUUGGGGGCCACCGGUUGAGAGGUGGUCAUCCGUGGACAGCUGGGCCAGUGCACUCUCAGACUGGAGUGGGAUCAUCGCAGCUCCACCAAAGGACUUUACAGCCGCUUUUACAGAAAUAGGGGCUGGGAUUGAUGCUCUAACACAGGCACUAGCAGAGGUGAACACUCAUAUUGGGACAGAAACGUUUAAAGACGGAAAGGGUCUAGAGCCAGUUGUAAAGAAACCCAUGGGCAUCCAGGAUCAGGCCCUAGAGGGGCAAAACAUCCCAGAGAGUUCCUUCCUCUCCGGUCAGAGCUUACUCUCUUUGUGUGAAGCUGCACAACCUGAGCUUAGAGACAGAGAAGACUCUCAAAGCGUUGAAUCCUUGUGUGAUUCAACAGCUAACACGCAAGAUGAAAAGGAGCCGGAGGAGAUCCAGAGCUGCCAGGCUGAGCUCUCUCCAUGCCCUACAAACAAGCACUCAUCCAUAGGAUCCUCCAGUGCUAAGAUGGCCUUCACUGGAGGGUACAGUUCAGAUGUGGCCAUUGGAUCUACUUCUACUUAUCUGGACCUUUCUCACUUUAGUGGAUUAGAGGACACUUUUAUCAGCAGUGAAGAAGAUCCAGUCGUACUGAAUAUAACAGAGGAUACCGAUUUGGCGGGACAAAAUAAACCUGGAGAGCUGAUAAUUGAGGAGUCCUUUAGAGAUGAAGUGUGUGAAGUGACAUACAAACAUAUCGUCUCCCAGCCGGGCUUUUGGGCAGAACAGGAAGUCUCCAGAAGCUGUGCGGAGGUCUUUCGUGAAGAAACAGGACCUUCAUCAGAUCUUCAUUUUUUCACCAAAAACACUUGCGUGUCAAAUGUGCACACACAACCUGAGACUCUACCAGACCUUAACUGGCCAUGUCAGGUGGAGCCAGAGAGGGGAAGUCCUAAGUUUAUUAUGCCCUUAGCCCCUCUUGAUAUCUGCUCCUCCCUCCUGUGUCGGACAAACUGCAGUUUGGAAGGAGAUCAAGCUUCUCUCAAUGACAACACGGACCUCGGUUGUGGUCACGUACAACGUUGCAUUCUCUGGCCAACCUUGGAUGGGAUUACUGACCAAACAUCUUUGGAUGAUGACGAGUUGAUUCAUAGAAAGGAAAAUACAACAAAGUCUGCAGAGAAAUCUUCAACAAAUAGAAAACCAUCCUUUGUUACUGCGAGAAAAAUAAUAAUUGAGGAGAUUCAUGACCUUAGUAAAGAGCUUUCACACUUGGCUGAUGUCCCUGCAGAUCAUUUCAUCGUGUCAGAGAGGAACCGCAUUGCAUUCAUCACCUUAGAUUUAAAUGACCCAUUUGUCCCAAGGGCUGUAAAACCCAUCGCCAAAGCAAUACAGUCUCAGUUAAGUCAGAAAACAGCUGAAACUAUGCCGCAUAAAACUCAUAAGUGUACCUCAGAGAGCAAAGCCCGCUCCAAGAAGGACAAAACUGCUGGCCAUCAUCAUGGUGUACAAGCUUCAAAGAAACAGGAUAAUUUAUCUCAUCACGUUGCACCACAGCAGGUCUGCAAACAGCAAGAAACUCAUCCUCUUACUGAGGAAAAUUACAUUAGUGAGAACAUUCAAGUCGGGCCUGUGGAAAAGGAGGCUAAACUGUUGAUUGAAACUGUUGUAGAUGCGGAGAAGGCUCCAAACAAGCCACAUGGCAAGAAGAAAAAGAAACACGUUUCGAAUGCAACAGGAGGGAGAAGUGUUGUGGAGCCUCCGGUUGAGGUGGAGAAUGGCACAAAACCAAAAACUGCAAAAGGAAGGAUUGAAAUGUUUGAGGCUAAACUGGGUGCUAAAACUGGGAAAGCUGAAAAUGACAUUGACCAGUCACAGGAGAAAAAGUCCCAGAAACCAGAGGCAAAAGCUAAAGCUUCCUUUGGAGAACAACCUCCGCAUCAUGAAGAUCAUAAAGACCACAAGCCUAAGAAAUGUACUACUACUCUGAAUGAUGACAUCAUUAAAAAACGUCGGCUGUCAGAAAAUAAGUUUGGAAAGAUUAUCAGUGUUUCGGAGACCAAAAUACCAAAGCCAGACGUUUCUAUUCUGGCCAAGGCAGAGGAAACCAAGGUAGAUGCUGGAGCUACUCGCAAGAAGGCCUACAGUGAAGUGGUCAAACAGAAAACCCCAGCUAAAGAAGACAUUAAAGUGGAACAGCCUAUCCAGGCAGUGUCAGUGAGCGGGGAUCCUCAGACUCUGUGCCUGUGGUGUCAGUUUUCGGGUGUUUUCUCCAACCACACUGUCACCUGGAGCAGAGGCGACACUGUCCUGUCUGAGAGCAAGAGAAGUGCAGGGGACGAGAGCAGAGUGUCACUGAACAUCUGCAACGCUUCUCAGAAAGACCUGGGCAAGUUCCAGUGUCAGCUCACCAGUUUAAAUGGAUCAGUCACCCUGGACUACGUGCUCACAUAUGAAGCGCUCAGUGAGAUUGUCAUCCCUCCAUCUCCAAAGAUCCUCUCAUCUGCCCCUGUGGAGGUUGGGAGUGAAGAGGAGGAUAUCCAUUGUUCAAGGCUGAUUUUCAAAGAGGAUUUCCUCUCCGACCAAUGUUUUGGAGAGAAUCAGCCUGCCAGCAUCAUCACUGAAAAGGUUCACUUUGGGGAGGGGAUGCACCGCCGGGCUUUCCGGACCAAGAUGCAGGCCGGUCAGAUACCCCUCUUACUACCUGGACACUCCUGUGUGCUCAAAGUACACACCUCCAUCAGCUACGGGACCACGAACAACGAUGAGCUCGUUCAGAAGAACUUCACCUUGGCUGUAGAGGAGUGCCAUGUCCAGAACACAGCAAGAGAGUACAUCAAGGCGUACACCACUGCAGCUGGGUCUGUGGAAGCCUUUGGAGAGGUCCCAGAGAUUAUUCCCAUCUACCUGGUUCACCGCCCAUCCAACGACAUCCCGUACGCCACGCUGGAGCAGGAGCUGAUUGGUGACUUUGUGAAGUAUUCGGUCAAGGACGGGAAAGAGAUCAACCUGUUGAGACGCAACUCGGAGGCGGGACAGAAGUGUUGUGCUUUCCAGCACUGGGUCUACCACAAGACUGAGGGCAACCUGCUGGUCACUGACAUGCAAGGAGUAGGAAUGAGGCUCACUGAUGUGGGAAUAGCCACCUGUAAGAAAGGAUACAAGGGCUUCAAAGGGAACUGUGCCACCUCCUUCAUUGACCAGUUCAAAGCUUUGCACAAUUGUAAUCCAUACUGUGAGCUGCUGGGCCUCAAAUCCCUGCAGCCCAAACCCAAAAAGGCUGCAUCUGCUCCCAAACCCAAAGCCCAAACCUCCGCUGCACCCAAGAAGAAGACAUUUGGGCCAACAGUGAAGGGGAAGUCGUAGUAGUAGGAGAAUCUUGGACUAUGUUUAAGUAUUUUAUUGAAUAGCUGAGGUUUAAUUUGAUUUACUACUCCGGUCAUGCAGAGAUUGGCCUGUAAAACAUGUAUAACUGAAAGGACUCGUUGUUUUGAGCUGCAGAUGACGGAGAAAACACAUGCAUUGAUUCUGAAAAGAGUGAUCGUUUUACAACCAGCAGCUGUUGUUUUUAUUUGCUUCAUCUCGUGUUGAACAUUUGAGAGAGAUAUUUUAUUGAAAUGAGAAGAUUUCUGUUUCAGAGUGUAUUUAUAAUCUAUGGGAGGACACUUUAUCCCACGUGUUUUAGGAAAACUGUGACAAAAUUAACAAACACUUGAAAACGAUGAUAAUAAUGUUGAGUUUGUGUUGAACUGUGACGUCUUAGAGAUCGCUUUAUUGUUGAGGUGCAAUGAUUCUUCUUGAUUUUUCUACUUUGGUGAUGUUUUCAAACUAUAAGUUCAUUAAAUUAAUGAACUUGAUAAUUAAUUGAUUAGAGAAAAUGUCUUUUAGGUAGGUUGUUUAAAUAUGCACGGUGAAGGAUAUGUAUUUUGUUUUGUUCAGUAUGAGAGGCAAACUUGUGUGUUUCGUUUGCAGGGUAUUGUAUAUUCAGUUUAAUAUGACAUUAAUAUGAUGUACUAAAAGCAGGAUCUUCAAGAUAAAAUCAUAUUUUAUUCUGAAACAACAGAAAUACAUGGUGUACACAUUAACACAUAAUCUGGUUGAUUCACUGGAAAAAGGAAAGAUGUAUUUAUAUAUCAUUUUUUUGUCUGGUGCAGUUCUGACUGUUUGAUUUGUAUGUCUGACAUCAUUUCAAGGAUCUAUAAUCUAUCUCAGAUAAAGUGAAAGGCUUCAAACUAACCAUAAACCUCACAUCUAGAGCCACAUUUCAAUAACAUACCAGCUAUUUUAAGUCUUCUGAUAAUAACCCUCUCUGUCAGACUGUCACUGGUUUUUUUUUAAUAAUCCCUACCCACAUUGCAGUUCUCAGGUUAUGGCAAAUAUGUAAGCACACAAUAGAUCCGUGUUGUUAAAGAAAUGUUACUGGUUGAAAAGGCUUUCAGAUUUUCUUUUUUAAUAAUCAAAUCACAUUUUAGGUUUUAAAAGAUCAGGGUUUUAUCACUGUGUCAAUAUGCAAAUACCUGCUUGUAAUUGAACAUUGGGCUGGGUUUGGAGGUGUUUAUUUGUCUGUCAAUAAAUAUUAACAGGCAAUUUUACUGUA